AUGCAUGGGCUUGGUGGAGAGGUUGAUGCCGGCCUGGUGCGGAGCUCUGGCUUGGGCGAGUCGACCAUGGGCGAGUCUGGCAAGGGCCCGUCGACGCGAUGGAGUGGCCUUGUGGACGAGUCCGGUCGUGUGAUUGAGUUGUUCAAGGGUGUGCAGUGGCAACCGUCGGUCCACAUCUGGAGUAAGCGGCCGUGGAUCCGCCAGUUGGCGAUGCUCUCUGUGGUCAUUGGCCUCGCCAUGCUCGCUGGGGUGUGGACGCUCGGGCGCGAUUUUCCCGAAUGGGUGCCGAUGAUGAAGGGUGUGGCUCGACUCUCUGGCUACGUCUUUGCUGUGCUGCGGAUCAACAACCUGUUCCUCACGAUCAUCUCCAAGCGAAUGCGGUACGUACCGGAUCCGUCGGUGACGUACGGAGUCAUCAAUGAGGACGUGCUCAUCGAGGCCGACACCAAGACCAACUACUUUCGCAGCGUGGUGCCACCAGCGCUCGUUGGCAAAUUGGACUCGGUGCACUACCAGUUUAUCAUCAAGCAGCUCAACAACAAGCGGCGCGACUCGGAGCUGUACACUCUCAUUUCUGCACUGCUGUAUAUGAUCUGGCUGGUGUGGUGGUACCUCGAUGGGACAAUCGGAUGGAAGGUCGGCCUCGGCGCCGCCUUUGUCGGCGUCGGUAUCAUCCAUCGGGUGUUCUCGAUCCUGUGGUUCCAGGCUUGGGUGGUCAGGUUUUUCGACGAGGAGAACCUCCGGCUCUGCUACCUCGGCCAAGAGUGGGAGUUUGUCGACUACCCGCGACCGUCGUCGAUCCUUGUCCGCUGCAUUCCUCUCGCUGGCGUCCCGCUCGAGGACCAAAUGCCGCAAGACGCCUCGCACGCUCAUGAUCACGACCUUGACCUCGCCGCCGGUAUAUCGCCCGCCAGCCCAGCCCUCCUUCCGCCGGUGGCGCCCAACCAUAAAGACGAUUAG
This is a messenger RNA of Thecamonas trahens ATCC 50062, 960 nucleotides long. RefSeq lists its product as uncharacterized. The coding region runs from base 1 to 960 and encodes 319 amino acids. The record is from RefSeq and is a predicted model, not a curated record. NCBI's taxonomy places the organism in Eukaryota, Apusomonadida, Apusomonadidae. The transcript has 2 exons.